AUGGCUGUUUUGGAUGACAGAAGAUGGGAAGGUACUCAGUCUGCUGCUCAUUUGUGUUUCUGCUGGCAAAUGCUUUGAAUACAAGCCGGUGAGGCGGUUGUUGUUUGAGGCCUUUUUUCUUCUUUCUGGGCUUCAGCCCAAGCUGCUUCAACCUGAUCUUAUUUACCUACUUGGGCACCACACAUAAGGAUACGAGGAAAGCUCUGCUGGACCAGGCCAAAAGUCCACCUAGUCCAGCCGAGUCGUCCUCACAGUGGCCAAGAAACCUGUGAGCACCAUUAGUGAGAAGAGCAACAAACAAUUAAAUAGAUCACAAAGUAUUACAACACAAUUGUAUGGAAUGGUUUGCCAUGCCAAUUGGGUGAUUAGCUCCAUGCCACCACAGAACUUUCUUUUAGAGCCAUCUGGUAAAGCACCAAGAGUCUCAAAUCAGGGACUCUGGAAGGGAGAACCAAGUCGGCUUAUUUUCUGUGCGCAAUGAAUGCUUGUCAAAGGAGGAGUGGGUGCUCAUCAGCACCACUGCUGCCAAUGAACAGAGCCAACGACUUAGCUUACCAGGCCCAGGAAAUAGACACCUGGGUGUAAAAGGGUGCCCACAUUCUUCUGCCUGAGCUACCCUUGAUGUACCAAGAGCUUUGUCUCAGAACACCACCAGCCCUGGCCCACUUGUGAAGCUAUAGAAAACUGACUGAUCCAUGUGGUGAGCCAUGUUUCACAGCACGAUAAGGACCACUGCUGCGUGGAGCAAUGGGAAGCAGUUGGCUAUGUCUACUGUUCCUGAUACAAGGCAAUAGGGCAGAUGUCCCCAAGUCUUCUGGGUCUUCAAAACAGAGACACCCUUCCCUCACAUCUUUCUUUCUUUCUUUCUUUCUUUCUUUCUUUCUUUCUUUCUUUCUUUCUUUCUUUCUUUCUUUCUUUCUUUCUUUGUCUGUCUUUCUGUCUCUCUCUCUUUGUAGCAAGCGGCUCUUUUUCAGUUUUACAUUUUGUAAGAGUGAUGCUGUUGGAAUAUUUAUUUAACAUGACAUUAUCUGCAAGAAGAAACUUCACUGAUUUUUAUUUACUUUUGCUCAUAAACCCAUUUGUCUACCUAGCAGGUAUUGUCUCAGAGGAGCCAGAGUGGCGGUGGGCUGGGGGCGGGGGAGGAAGUGAAAACAUGCUAGCCCUUGCCAGUGGAUGCAUGUUUAGUGUUGCACCUGUGCUUUGUGGUUUAAAAAUAUCCCUUAAAUCUCCAUUAAUAACUGCUAUCAAAGUCCCAUCUAAACCCUGGUACAAUUUUGCCUCUCUUUCCCACCACCAGAGAAGGAUAGAACACUGUCAUUAUGUGUCCUUUAGAUCUCUGUGCGGCUCUUUGUAAUUUGAUGGCAUUUGACUCAGUCGAUUGAAAGAGCAAAGCCCAGCCUGCAUCACAAAGUCUGGCCUCCUCUUUUUUUUCCAGAACAGGAAGGGGAAAUUGCUGGCGUUACAUAAAAGCUUCGCAAGCACAUAUUCUAUCUAUAUUUAUUUCUCUUUUGCAGUCUGUUCCCCACCACCACCACCACAAAAAAAAAGGCUGGGCUUACAAAACAGUUGCUGCUUUAGUUUCUCUACCACCUGCUUUGUAUAUCUGGGAGAAAGAUUGCAACCACAGUCAUACCUCGGGUUAAAGUCGCUUCAGGUUGAAUGUUUUCAGGUUGCGUCCCGUGGUGACCCGGAAAUAAUGGAACGGAUUACUUCCGGGUUUCACUGCUCACGCAGAUGCUCAGAAUGACAUCACAUGCAUGUGCAGACAUGGCGAAUCACAUCCUGUGCACGUGCAGACGCACAGACAUGGGUUGCCUUCUGCUCAUGAUGCAAACGGGGCUCCGGAACGGAUUCCACUCGCAUCCAGAGGUACCACUGCAUUUGUUUCAUGGAGAAUAUGCCUAUCAAUGGAUACAGGGGCGGACUUUGGUCUUUCAAAUUUCAGCAGCGACCUGUGAGAGGUCAAAAUUCAGCAACCCCUUGCCUUCUGUUCUGCUCAAUUCACUACGCAAUAGUUGUGAUGCCCUGCAGCGCCCCCUAGGCUCAGUGCCCAGUGUGGCAAAACUGGUUGUACUGCCCUAAAUCUGCCUCUGAUGGCUCCUAGCCAUGAUGGCUAUACUCUACCUCCACUGUUGGAGGCAGGAUGCCUCUGAAUGCCAGUUGCUGGGAAUCACAAGUGAGGAUAGUGUUGGUCCUGCUUUUGGACUUUCCACGGGCAUCUGGUUGGCUAGUUUGAGAACAGGAUGCUGGACUAGUUGGAUCAUAAGCCGAAGACAGCAGGCUAGAGAGUGGGAUGGGUCUGAACACUGCCCAAAUACCAAAGUUUUUAAUCUUAAGCAGCAGCAGCAGAAAAUUCCAGUUACAUCAGCCCCGAAACUAAACACAACAACCAUGGACCACCCAAACUGGUACCACCCAGCAGGGAAGCAAAAAGAAAUGUUUCUCUACUUUGGGGAAAAGAGAAAAUGUUGUCAAGAUGGUCAUAGCCCUCUGACCUCCCAAGGUUGCAUUCCGGCACGUAUUUACCAGGAUUGAAGUCCCAGUAUGCUCAAUGGGUCCCAAGAGGAGAUUUGUGACGGUGUCUUUGCCAAAGAAGCACAUCUGGGAUGGGGCUGCAAGUGCUUCAAAGGGCAACAAAGCCAGCGACUUGUGGGAGGAGGAGCUCCAUUAGAGCUCAAAAGGCUUGGAAAAAUAUCCAUACAGAUGGCAGUGGGGGGGGGGGAAGAACUCUCCCCUGGCAGAUAGUUGCAAAAUGUGUUAUAUUUAUUGCUUCCAAGGAGUACAAUUGACCACAACAGUACAGUCACUCUGUGAAUGUGUGGACACUGUCUGAUUCACUGGAAAAUUAUGUUAAUCAUUUUCAUUAAUGUUUGUUUUUUCAAAACAAAGCAGAAAAAGAACAAAACAGAGUUAGUUGCAGUGUGUGCAGCAAACACCUUCUACCACCUGUUGAACAAAUCUUUGCCUUGUUUGUCUACGAUGCACAGUGUUCAGUCUGCCAAGACAGUUAUUGA
Messenger RNA from Podarcis lilfordi (Lilford's wall lizard), 3014 nucleotides. The record is from the annotation of a GenBank genome assembly. NCBI's taxonomy places the organism in Eukaryota, Metazoa, Chordata, Lepidosauria, Squamata, Lacertidae.